This is a messenger RNA of Lottia gigantea (owl limpet), 1421 nucleotides long. RefSeq lists its product as hypothetical. The coding region runs from base 4 to 603 and encodes 199 amino acids. Gene Ontology annotation, cellular component: cytoplasm; nucleus. The record is from RefSeq and is a predicted model, not a curated record. The transcript has 6 exons. Lineage: Eukaryota; Metazoa; Mollusca; Gastropoda; Lottiidae. Gene Ontology annotation, molecular function: protein binding. Gene Ontology annotation, biological process: proteasome regulatory particle assembly.
AACAUGUCGGCCUCCAUUCAACGAAUGAAUGAACUGAAGCAAAGAAGAGAAGAUCUUGAAAAAGAAGUAACGGAACUAACCGAUGUUUUAGAAACGCAAAAAGGUGUAGGUUUAGAUGGACCAUUAAUUGAUAAUGAAGGGUUUCCCAGGAAUGACAUAGAUGUCUACAGUGUACGCCAUGCUAGACAUAAUAUUAUAUGUUUGCAAAAUGACCAUAAAGAGGUGAUGAAAGAGAUAGAAGAAUUAUUAUAUCAGAUACAUGCUGAAGCCAGAGACAAACAGACCAAUGAAGCCAUGGAUAUAUCUGUACAUAAAACAGUUAGAGAGCAAGAACCAUUCGUUAAAGUAGACAGACUAGAUCCUGGUUCACCAGCAUUUGAUGGGGGUAUUCAGGUUGGAGAUGAAAUUAUCAAAUUUGGUUCAGUUGAAAAGGAAAACUUUACAGGCUUACCAUGUAUAGGUACUGUUGUACAACAUAGUAAAGGAAAACCAUUAAAUAUAACCGUUUUGAGAGAUGGUGAAAUAGUCAAAUUAACAGUGAAACCUGAUAAAUGGUCCGGAAGGGGUUUAUUAGGGUGUAAUGUUGUGCCAAUAAAGAGAUGAUCUACAACAUAAGUCAAGUCACAUCAUUUCCUUAGGCUAUGUCAGUUAUCAUCUACAUCCAGAAAUAACAUCUUGUUUUAUCUAGGGUCAUAUGAGUUUUCUACCCUUUUUCAAUCCUUGAUCCCCAGUUAGCUGUAAAUAAAAUAUUGUUAUGUUGUUUUAGUAAGCUCAAUUUUUUACAAGCAUUUAUAGUCACAUUGCCAAUGAUAUUUCUCUUGCUGAUGAGUAUUUGAAAUCAGGAUGUAGACUGGGAUUGGUGUCCAGGACUCCGGAACAAACUGACUGUAUAGGCUUUAAAAAGAAUUAAGAAAGUUAGUAAUGCACAUGCGCACAACAAAAUUCCAUAUUUCCAUCAAAUUCAGAAUUUGAUAAUACACUUUCAUACUAAGUUUGAUGGAAGUUGGAAAAGUUUGUAAUGCGCAUGCACACAACGCAAAUUGAAUAUUUUCAUCAAAUUUAGAAUUUAAUUUUUCAUUUGCAUACCAAGUUCGAUGAAAUUCUGAUGAGAAAUAUGAAAGUUAUGUAAUUAAUUGUGGGUAUGCCCAGUACUUCUGUAAGCUAGAAUUACAGUAUAACACGGUUCAAUUCAUCUCACAGCUUGUAUAUAAACCAUAACCUAAAACAUAUUAAACAAAUAUAAGGAGAGGUUAUCCUUAAAUAAACAUUUCUGAAACUUCGAUGACAGCUUAUUUACAAUAAUGCCUGAAGAAGCUACAUUAGCGAAAUCCGGAUCGCAUAUUAUUGAGGAGUCCCCUAUACCUACCUUUGUUGUUGUGAGUUAUUUUUAUUAUUUUGUAUUAAAAAACCUUUAUAUUAUU